Messenger RNA from Anopheles bellator, 1676 nucleotides. RefSeq names its product cytochrome P450 4d2-like. The coding region runs from base 138 to 1622 and encodes 494 amino acids. Gene Ontology annotation, molecular function: iron ion binding; oxidoreductase activity, acting on paired donors, with incorporation or reduction of molecular oxygen; monooxygenase activity. NCBI's taxonomy places the organism in Eukaryota, Metazoa, Arthropoda, Insecta, Diptera, Culicidae. The transcript has 7 exons. The record is from RefSeq and is a predicted model, not a curated record.
ACGAUCGCAGCUAAAGGCAGAGCAAUAAAGUUUCCGAAACGGCGUUCUGCGACGGUUAUCCAGCAUAGGGCGAUCCGGCAUCGCAACAGUGUUGGUGAAUUACAGGUUUUACUUCGCGUGAUCAACAACCUUUCAGCAUGAUCGUGUUCGCCGUGAUCAUCUCCGUACUGUUCGCAUUGUGUUUACGAUUUGUAGCUUUUCGGUACAAGAUGUACCGUACGGUCGGUAAGAUCCCCGGUCCUCCCGCGAACUUUCUGUUCGGAAACGCACUCGAGCUGAUGCGCUACGAUACCCAGGGCUUCUUCGAAGCCCUGAUGAAAUACUUUCAUCGCUAUGGGACUACGAUCCGGAUUGAUCUACUGAGCAAGAGUUGGAUAGUGUUUGCCGCACCUGCCGAUAUUGAGCGCAUUAUUUCGUCCAACGAGUUCAACCACAAGGCAUCGGAUUAUGACCUGCUGCAGGAAUGGAUAGGGAACGGCAUUUUGCUCGACAACGGCAGCAGCUGGUUCGCCAACCGGCGUGCUCUGACCGGGGCGUUCCAUUUUAAGAUUCUCGAUAGCUACGUGCCCGUAUUCGAAGAACAGGCAAAGAUAUUGGUACGCAAACUACUUGCUAGCUCCGGCGAUCCGGUGGACGUGUUCCCCAUUCUCAAGCUGUACACGCUCGACGUCAUCCUGGAGACAUCGAUGGGCGUCCAGUGCCACGCGCAAGUGAAGGAUUCGGCCUACGUGCAAGCCGUGUCCGACCUUACGCGAAUCAUCUUCUGGCGGAUGUACAACACCAUGGGGCACGCCGACUGGAGUUUCCGGCUCACAAAGCUGUAUCCACUGUACCGCAAAUCAAUUCGCAUCAACAGCGAAUUCACAACGUCCGUUAUCAAACAACGGCGUGCUGAACUUCUGGUGUCGGACUCUGACGCGCCCAGACCGGAGAAAGGGCGUCUCUCGUUGCUUGAUAUCCUGUUGCGGUCCGACAUAACCGGGCGCCAGUUCACGGAUGAGGAGGUGUACAGCCAAGUCAAUAACUUCAUGUUUGCCGGCCACGACACAACCUCUAGCGCUAUCACCUUCAUACUGUAUGCCUGCGCCAAGUAUCCGAUCGUCCAGCAGCGUGUGUACGAUGAAAUCGUUGCCGAAAUUCCCGCCAGCAAACCGAUCGACCAGCAGUCAAUCAAUAGCCUGAAGUAUCUGGAGCUAGUGAUUAAGGAAUCGCUGCGCAUGUUUCCUCCUGUUCCGUACUUUUCCCGCUUGAUCGAAAAAGACGCAACCAUCAACGGACACCGCUUGCCAAAAGGGUCGUCGAUGGUUUUCGGUGCUUAUAUGCUGCACCACAGCCCGGAUCACUUUCCACAGCCCGAACUGUUCCGACCGGAGCGGUUCGAGCAAACGGACAAGCGCAACCCAUUUGCAUACCUUCCCUUCAGUGCCGGAAGUCGCAAUUGCAUUGGACAAAAAUUUGCGCUCAAUGAGCUCAAGACGGUGGUUGCGUCCGUGCUGCGCCACUGCAAAGUGGAGUUACCCGAUCCGGACUUUGAGCCAAAAUUAAAGUUGGAAAUCGUGUUGAAACCCGUAAACGGUAUGCACCUGCGCUUCACUCCACGGCAGGCAACCGAGCUGAAGUGAAGUGUUUUUAUGAACAGUGUAACGAGCAACUUCACGUUGCGAUUUGAACAUCGG